This is a messenger RNA of Ruditapes philippinarum (Manila clam), 3007 nucleotides long. RefSeq lists its product as uncharacterized. Gene Ontology annotation, cellular component: membrane. Gene Ontology annotation, biological process: negative regulation of angiogenesis. Lineage: Eukaryota; Metazoa; Mollusca; Bivalvia; Venerida; Veneridae. The transcript has 10 exons. The record is from RefSeq and is a predicted model, not a curated record. Bases 1754 to 3007 code for a protein of 417 amino acids. Gene Ontology annotation, molecular function: protein binding.
GGACAGUAAUGCAGAACCAGUAUAAGUAGUAGCAACAUUUUGUAAGAGUAAUUCAGUAUCAGUACCAGUACUUGCAAUUCACUUCAGUACGUACUGCAGUACCAGUAAGAGUACUAGUAAUGUAGCUCUGGUAGCAGAUAAUAAACCAUGAUCGGGUGGGGAGAAGGACUGUUGAAUCCUCGCUAAAGAAAACAAUGAAUUGAGGCGGUUAAUAGCGUUUUACUACAACAUUAAAGUUAAAGGUGAUGCAAUCUGAUUAUUACAAAAAUCAUCCUUUCAUCGCUAAAAAAUAUUCACACGUAAAAGUAGAUAUUUCCGCAUAUUUUGUCAUCCUAAACCUUAAAAAGAUAAUCUUAGUUAUUAUCUAACAUGUGCAUCAUUUGUAUUAAUGAACCAAUUUCCUCCUCAAAGUAUUACAGGUAGUUAAGUAGGGUCCUAGAAGGUUAUCGUUUAAUCAAAUUUAAAAUGUUUGCAGUGCCUGCAAUUAUCUUUAUAUAAUUUAAUAAAAUUAAUGUUUUGUAUAAUUGUUUCGCAAUCAUUAUUUCUCUGCGCAAAGAAGAUUCCUCAUACAAUACAGGAUCUAUUUUUAUUUUUAUGUCAUUUAGAUUUUAAAUGAUUUGUUCGAAAAUAUUUUAAACAAUGCGAAAAAUACACUUAAAUGCAGGAUCAUUUUAACAUUACUACAUUAUCUGUUUCUCUUGUAAUGAAAGGAGUAAGUAGUAAUUAACAUUAAAAGCUUUAUAUUAUGGAUAUAGUACUUAAAUAUAAAAUCUCUGAGCUAAAAAAGAAAACAGCAACAACAACAAAGCAAGAGCAACAACAACAUAUUAAAGAAAGAAACAGCAACAUAACUCUUGACACGCAGUGUACGUCCACGAUUCAGAAUAAUUUUAGUUUGAUUUCUUGCAUUAACAAUAAUGGAAGCACCAGCAACAAAUACUCUUGUAGUUAUUCACGCUUGUUUGAAGCCGUUUGGAAAACAAAGAAUUAGUGUAGAGUCGUAGGAUCUGUACCUGGAUUCUCCAGCUUAUUUAGUCAACUAAUUAAAACAAUUAAUAUUUUCUUUAAUUGUUUUUCAACAUUAUUUAAUUAUGAAUAAAAUAUUAGUUCGUCGCAAUUAACAUGAUUGCAGCGGAAUCAUUGAAUAGAGAUCUCUUGUCGAGGUCCCAUUAAUUGUUUGUAGGCUAAAGAAUCGGCCUUUAUCUCUAAAAUAGGGUUUUCACUGUAUAUUGUACAAGUAUAAAAUCUUAAAUAAAUUGAUAUCUUAAAUUGCCUUGUAUAUACAGUUUAUGUUCAGCGUCUCGGAAUAGGUAUUUGUAAAACUAUCUUUUUUACACAAAUCUUUAUAUUAACUAUAAAUAAUUUACACAUAUAUUUACCAACAGAUCUUCAAUAUUAAUUAUAACGAUUUUUCACGUGUUAUAUGGUCGUUUACAAACGGGCCGUCAAGAAUCUUAUCUUUUUGAAUAGUUUAUAAUACAGCAAACUCCUUUAUAAGAGAAAAAAAUAUUACUGCAUAAAUUGAUAGCAGCCGAGUUAACAGUUUAUUUAAACGUCACGAUGAUCCAAUAAUAAGCGACGUUACAAACGUGCAUAAAUAAAAAGCUGUGCAGAUGUAUAGGGUUACAUGAAACAAAUAAUGUUGGUUAGCCUUGAUAUGACGAUAUACAGUUUAUCAGCAGUGCUAUAAAGGCAUUCGGGGAAAGCUAGCCAUCUACUAAUGUGAUAAAUUCGGAUUACAUGCCUGUAUACAAUGUUUAAGAUAAUUCCAACGCCAUUUGUGAAUACAGUUUUGUUAGGAAUCAUAUAUAUUCUGACAACAACAACUUCGGCUUCAGCAGAUGAUAAUCGUAUAAAUUACAUCAUUAGUACUAAAACUGGGUCUAAGUUUUUCUUAAAUGCACUUCCUACCGUUUACAUAACUUUGUUUGGAGCGAAGGGAGAAACACCAAGAAUACAACUUAAUGGAACAUUUAAGAAUGGUGAUGUAGAUACAUUCAACGUUUCUGCCCGAGAUAUUCGACCGAUAGAAAAGAUUCAGAUCGAACUUCACGGUAGAUUGUGGAUUUUCAGUCGUUGGCCACUUGAAUAUGUAUCUAUUAAAGUAGGACAUAUUCAAAUCUUUUACGCUAGUAGUCGUAAAGAUAUCCCAAAUCUUUGGGCCAAAAAUCACUCACUGAAUAUGACCAAUGAAGUGUUUAUAUCAAAGUACUGUAACGAAAGUGGAGCCUAUCAGGACCCUGUUUACAACUGCACCAGAUCUUCAAUUGUACAGAUUUACAGAAAGCUGAUUGAGGACAAAAAGAAUCUAGAUCAGGUGUUUAUUAAUGAGAUUUUGGACAACCUAUCAAAUGCUACAUCAGAUACCAACGAGAAUAACACACUUCUGAUCGGAGAUAUAGCAACUGCUAUUGAUAUACUUGAACUGAUAACAGAUGUUUUCCCGGUCAAUUCAACACGCCUUGAAAAUAUAACAGAUUCAUAUAUACAAACAGUUAACAAUAUUCUUGACGAAAGUACCACACAGACAUGGAAGACGAUUAUAAAUAAGACAGGUUCCGGGGCGGACAGUAUUCUGAAGACAACAGAUCGUUUUGUGGAGAAGAUCUUGACAACGUCCAAAAAUGUUACUGUUAAAAUAUCAAAGCCAAAUUUAUAUUUAAAUAUGGGAUCAGUGCAAUUUUCUAAGAAUGCUUUUAAUUUCCCCAAGCGUGAAAAUGAAGGUAUCCCUGAUUGGGCUAGAUCAAGAAAGGAUAGGCUGGAAAUUGACUGUGAUAGCACAGUUGAGUCUUUUAGUGGAAUAAUGUACAGAAAUCUAUCAAUGAUUAUUCCACCAUCAACUAACAAUACUAUGUCCGAGGAUCUACAGCUGAAUGCUCCAGUUAUAUCAUUUACAUUAUAUCCCAAUCAUGAGCGACAGCUUGCAAGCCCGGUUAAAAUUAAAUUUCAGUUGUAUAAUGUAAGUAACCUUUUUCAUAUCCCAAAUAGUACGAAUAAUUUUCAGUGA